GAGGAACUAACUGUACAUGAGGAACUCUCAAGUUCCUCGUUUUCUCUGUUUUUCUCUGGCUGGUCAGGCGGUAUAACGCCACACAGAUUCAAGCCCUCGACCUAGAAAAGGAGCUUCAAACAAGACCUCUGUCUGGAAAGGAAAGUCAUUGUGGUGGCAGGUUAUAUUCCGGAGUGAAAAGCUGACUACAGCUGCCAUCUGCCCCAAAGGAGCAAGCAACAAACUUUUCACGGCUACCACCCAAGCUUACACGAGGUCAGGUCUCUCAAUAUAUAUCUUUUCAGUGGACUGUUCCUUAAAUUAAGUAACUUUAGGCAGGUUCUAAAAAUGUGUUGUUAGUGAGUGAGGAUAACGAUUUCUGCUUCAUCCAUUUUUACACUUUAAAUUUAGUUUUUUCAUCAUGAGGAGUUUGACUCACCUUGUGAACUGGAGUCUUCUGUUGCUCUGUCAAUGUCAAUUUCGGUUAGCAUCAGGGGAAAUGUACAGUCCUACUUUUUAGAGGUUCACGGAUAGUAAGGGAUAAAAUUUAUUUCCCCAAUUUUGACCAUUCUUGUGUAAAUCUGUCCCCCAGCUCUUUACAAUACUAAAUUGCUGGACUGCCCCAUUAGCAAAUACACACAUCACCAAUAAAUGUUAAUAAGGAUGUUUAUAUGUGGCCCUGGUUGAAAGUCAUUCAGACAUUAAAAUAUAAAUAGUUUGCAUACCAUGUUCAUAAUAUGGUUAAAAAUAUGUUUAAAAAAGUUCAUAUGGAUGGAUAAAAUGUAAAGAAACAUAAAAGAGUUCAUGUAAAUGAGCAUAGUUUAUUUCACAUGUAUUAUCAGAAAAGAUAAUCUAACUUGAGUAGCAGCCUUAUGUGUCACUCUUGCUUUUCUUUACUGUGAUUGAAUGUCAGGAAGCAAAACAGCCAACCUAUUUUCACUCUCAGGUAGAGGGGUGGGGCUUAGUGGUAUGCCUCUAGCACCUGGGCUGUAAAUAGACGCAGAAACUAAGUAUCACCGCCGAGAGAAUAACAACACAAGAGCAAUAUCGUCUGUAACUUAAUGACUGACGACCAGUCGUUAUCAGGUUUUGGACUGUUGUGACCUGCGAGGAGGUAAAUAAGAUUGUGUGUGUUGUUUUGAUGUCUUGUGACUGAGUGAGUGUUGUAGUGAAAAAACGACACCUGUUGCUAAGUAAUACUAGUUAUAAGCUUUGCUUUCGCUUUGCAUGUUUAGCAUAUUGGUUAAGACAAGCUGUUGCUAUAUCACCAUGAAACAGUGUGCAGGCCUGUUGCUUAGCUGACCACCCCGCAGCCUCGCCUCACUUACCCCCCUGACUCACAGCAUCCCUGGAUUUGUGAGUAACUACUGAUUGAAAGCUUGCACAUGCAUUUACAUUUAGUUUAUCAGUGACCCGAGGAACCACUGUUUGUUUUAUUUGAACGAAAUAUUAACUAAACUUGUUCAUAUUGCAUUGCAUGUACUCUUGUUGUGUUGUUGUAUUUCAUUAUAGGUAAUUCUUGGUAAAUUCAAAUUUGAUUUAAAAGGUUGAAAUCUAAAAAUAGAUACCUAUUUAAAGAGGAAGGUAUAAAAACAUUUCACAUUACAUACUUAAUUUUAUUGGAGGCACCACUAAUUCAUUCUUUCAUUUAGAAAACAAGGGAUUCAUAAAUAUAGGUAACAGUGGUAUUAAAUUGAAACCGUACCCAGGCCUCGCUCAUAGUAUAACUACACAGAUCAGAGUCACAUAAUUUCAUACCAAUACACGGAAUGGGUGUUACAUAUAUUGUGAAAUAUUUGCUACAUUAAUAAGUGUUGGUUAACAUGCCCAUAUUGCAUAACCCUGCUUCCAAUAAAGCUGGGACAGUGCAUAAACGUAGGUACAAACAGAAUGUGGUGAUUUGCGAAACACUGAAACUCCUUAUUUAAUUGAAAGCAUAAACAUAGCAUAGACAACACAUCAAAUGUUGAAACUGAAAUAAAUUUAUAUAUAGUUAUGUUUCUAUAUUCUAUGCACUUCGGUGUAACUGAUGUUUUGAAUGUUAUUGCACCCUUAUUGCAAAUUGUUAUCAAGGGUUAUUGCCAUUUCAGCAAGAAGAAACCAUGGCAACACCUGUAGAGCUGCUGGCAGCGUUGGAGGAUUUGGCAGACGGAGAGUUUAAAAAGUUCAAAUGGUACCUGCAGCAGGCUGAGGUCUUGGAAGGCUUCCCAGCAAUCCCGAAGAGCCAAUUAGAGAAUGCAGACAGGUUGGACACCGUGGAUGAGAUCACGGAUACCUACAACAAAAAUGCAGUGGAGGUGACCAUUAAAGUUUUGAAGAUGAUAAAAAAAAAUGACCUGGUGGAGCGGUUAUCAAACAUCAACUCAACAACCAAAGAGACUCUCACUGUUUGUCAGCGUAAACUGAAAUCCAACCUGAGGAAGAAGUUUCAGCAUUUAUUGGCGCAAGAUCCAGAAUCUGGAAGGCAGAUGUUGAUGAAUGAGAUCCACACUGAGCUCCUUAUCACAGAGGAAAAUUUGGAACACGCUAUCAAUAUAGGAGACUUAUUUGAACCCAAAUCUGGUGGAUCAGUUAGGACAUUAAUGACGAGAGGAGUGACUGGUAUUGGGAAAACAGUCAUGACACAGAAGUUUGCUCUGGACUGGGCGGAAGACAAAGUCAACACCGAUAUACAGUUCAUAUUUCCAUUCACUUUCCGAGAGUUGAAUUUGCUCAAGGAGAAAAAAUACAGCUGGUUGGAACUUAUUCAUCACUUCUUUGCUGAUACCAAAGAAGCAGGAAUAUGUGGGUUUGAUAAGCUACAGAUUGUGUUUAUCCUUGAUGGUCUGGAUGAGUGUCAACUUUCUUUGGACUUUCACAACAAUGAGAUCCUGACUGAGGUUACUGACUCGGCUUCAGUGGACGUUCUGCUGACAAACCUCAUCAUGGGCAAGGUGUUCCCUUCUGCCUGCCUCUGGAUUACCACAACACCCGAGUCAGCCGGCCACGUCCCUCCACGGCACAUUGACAAGAUGACGGAGGUGAGAGGGUUCACUGAUCCAAAGAUGGAGGAAUAUUUCCGGAGGAGAUUCAGGAAUAAGGAGCUGGCCAACAAGAUCAUCACCCACAUCAAGGCAUCACGAAACCUCCACAUCAUGUGCCACAUCCCAGUCGUGUGUUGGAUCGCCGCAACAGUUGUGGAGGAUGUAUUGAACACCAAUGACAGAGGAGAGCUGCCCAAGAACCUGACUCAGAUGUAUAUCCUUUUUCUAUUACAUCAGUCCAAACUGGCAAGUGUCAAAUAUUAUGGAAGAGCUGAGACAGAUCCACUCUGGGACACCGAGACCAGCAAGAUGAUUCUGUCUCUGGGAAAACUGGCUUUUGAGCAACUGCAGAAAGGCAACCUGAUCUUCUGUGAAGCAGACCUUACAGAGUGUGGCAUUGAUAUUAGAGCUGCUUCUGUGUACUCAGGCAUGUUCACACAGAUCUCUAAAGAGGACCGUGGGCUGAACCAUGAGAGACUUUUCUGCUUUGUCCAUUUGAGCUUUCAGGAGUUUCUGGCUGCUGUUUAUGUCAUCGUAUCAUUCAUCAACUCUGGUGUCAACCUCUUGUCUGAAGAACAAUCAACCUCCCAACAGUCUGUGCUCAUCACAGAGCAAUCUGCAGUUGAACCUCUCUUCCUGAGUGCAGUUAACAAAGCUUUGCAGAAUCCAAAUGGACGCCUGGGCUUGUUCCUCCGCUUCCUUGUUGGCCUUUCACUGCAGAACAAUCAAGCACUUCUUCAAGACCUGUUGAAACUAUCAGGAAUCAGCUUAAUGAGCCACCAGGACACAGUCCAGUACAUCAAGAAUAAGAUCAGGGAGAAUCAUUCUCCAGAGCAAUGCAUUGGCCUGUUUCACUGUCUGAAUGAGUUGAGUGAUCAUUCCCUAGUAGAGGAGAUCCAACAAUACCUCAGUUCAGGUAGCCCGUCCACAAAAAAACUGUCUCCUGCUCAGUGGUCAGCUCUGGUCUUCAUCAUACUGUCAUCAGAGAGUGAGUUGGCUGUGUUUGACCUGAAGAAAUACUCUGCUUCUGAGGAAUGUCUCCUGAGAUUGCUGCCAGUGGUUCAGGCUUCGAGUCUAGCUCUGCUGAGUAGCUGCAAGCUCUCUCAGAAAAUCUGUAAAGCUCUGGCCUCAGUUCUCAGCUCCAAGUCUUCUAAUCUGAGAGAACUGGACCUGAGUUACAACAAUGCGAUGAGACAGGGUGUCGAGGAGCUCACAAGUGGCUUGAAGAAUCCGCAGUGCAGACUAGAGACUCUCAGGCUGAGUGGCUGCAAUCUGACCUCGAAAUUGGGAGCUCUGUCUUCAGCUCUCAGUUGCCCGUCCUCCAGUCUCAGAGAGCUGGACCUUUCUAACAACGACCUGCAGGACUCAGGAGUGAAGCUGCUCUCUGCGGGAUUGGAGAGCUCACACUGUAGACUCGAAACCCUCAGGUUGAUAGGCUGUGCACUGACAUGGAAAUGCUGCGAUGCCGUGGCCUUUUUCCUGAACUCCCAGUCCUCCUGUCUGACAUAUCUGGACCUGAGUAUGAACAGCCUACAGGAUUCAGGAGUGCAGGUGUUCAGUGCUGGACUUGAGAGUCCACACUGUAAACUGGAAACUCUCAGGCUGUCAGGCUGUCUGGUCACAGAGGAAGGCUGUUCUUCUCUGGCCUCAGCUCUGAGCUUCAACCCCUCCCACCUGAGAGAGCUGGAUAUAAGCUACAAUCAUCCAGGAGACUCAGGAGUGACCCUGCUCUCUGCUGGUCUGGAGGAUCCACAGUGGAGCCUGGAGAAUCUAAAACUGGACCACGGUGGAGUACACAGGUUAAAAUCUGGUCUGCAGAAGUACGCCUGUGAACUCACACUGGACCCAAACACAGCACACAGGACGCUCAUACUGUCUGAGAACAACAGACGGGUGAGGUAUGUGGAGGAGGAGCAGCCUUAUCGGUAUCAUCCAGAGAGAUUUGAUCUCUUCAAACAGCUGCUGUGUAGAGAUGGUUUGACUGGUCGCUGUUACUGGGAGAUGGAGACUAAGGGAAAGUUUUAUUUAGCGGUCACUUACAAAGGAAUCACCAGGAGGGGAAGCGGUAACAACUGCAAAUUUGGGGGUAAUGACAAGUCCUGGAGUCUGUACAAUUACAAUAUGGGAUACUCCAUUUGGCACAAUGACACAGAAACACAGAUAUGUAUCCCUGACAAGGUCACUAACAAAGUGGCUGUGUAUCUGGACUGGCCUGCAGGCACUCUGUCCUUCUACACAGUCUCCUCUGACACACUGACACGUGUCUACACCGUCUUCUCUAGAUUCACCGAACCCCUCUACCCGGGCUUUGGCUUUGAGUUUAGGUUCGAAGUAAUGACAGUGUCACAGGUUGGUUCCUCAGUGUCUCUGUGUCAGAUAGACAAGGGAACAACAUCUGUGUAGCGCACAAUUCUGACUCUGGUGCUAACAAUGAAAAUUUGUACAGAGUGGUCAUUAGUAAAUGGAAAUACAAUAAAUGGCUAUUGCAAAAAAAAAAAAAAAAAAUAUGUUGACCAAAUAUUUUCCUGUUGUUUGAUCAUGAAUGUCCUAAUUAAGUAAAA
Molecule: messenger RNA, 5563 nt
Organism: Chelmon rostratus (copperband butterflyfish)
Lineage: Eukaryota; Metazoa; Chordata; Actinopteri; Chaetodontiformes; Chaetodontidae
Product: NACHT, LRR and PYD domains-containing protein 12-like
Exons: 10
Coding region: 2082-5405 (1107 amino acids)
Molecular function (GO): protein binding
Source: RefSeq, a predicted model, not a curated record